AACCCUAAUCGCCGUCUCAUAUUUAACGCAUUGGCCUCUCCCCUACUUUCUUCUGCUCGGCGCUCGCUUCUUCCUUCUGCUAACGAGAAAUCCUCCUCCUCUCGCUCUUCUCACUCGAGUUCCUACUAACUCUCUAAAAUGGGUCGUGUUCGCACCAAGACUGUGAAGAAGUCCUCGCGCCAAGUGAUUGAGAGGUACUACUCUCGAAUGACGUUGGAUUUCCACACCAACAAGAAGAUCUUGGAAGAGGUUGCCCUCAUUCCCACAAAGAGGCUCAGGAACAAGAUUGCCGGGUUCUCUACUCACCUUAUGAAGAGAAUUCAGAAGGGUCCAGUGAGGGGCAUCUCGUUGAAGCUGCAAGAGGAGGAGCGUGAGCGUCGCAUGGACUUUGUUCCUGAUGAGUCAGCCAUCAAGACGGACGAAAUUAAGGUUGACAAGGAGACACUUGACAUGCUUUCUGCUCUUGGCAUGUCUGACCUUCCUGGCCUCACCGAAGUGGAGCCACAGCCUGUGAUUCCCACCCAAGGUUUUGGCCGGGGCGCACCUGGAAGGAGGUACUAGGAGCUGUUUUUAUUUGAUUUGGCCGAAGGCGGUACUAGGUGUUGUUUUUAUUAAUGUUGUUUGGUUAUGAGACCUUCUGUGUACCAGAAGACGGUUGGUAGUUACUUUUUUGACUCUGGUAUUAAGUAAUAUGGUAAGUGGAUCUUCUUUGGUUUAAUUGGGCGUUUUAGUUGAUGUUCUAUUUGAAGAGACUAGUUUCUUCUUCUUCACAUAAUUAUGAGAUUUUGUCAGCUA
This is a messenger RNA of Morus notabilis, 795 nucleotides long. Its product is annotated as 40S ribosomal protein S17-4. The record is from RefSeq and is a predicted model, not a curated record. Gene Ontology annotation, cellular component: ribosome. Gene Ontology annotation, biological process: translation. Lineage: Eukaryota; Viridiplantae; Streptophyta; Magnoliopsida; Rosales; Moraceae. Bases 139 to 561 code for a protein of 140 amino acids. Gene Ontology annotation, molecular function: structural constituent of ribosome. The transcript has 2 exons.